GAAGGCAGUAGCCAAGCGCAUCACAACUACACACUCUCUGUUCCUCUCUCUCCCUCCCGGGACUCCUCCUGUACCUUAGACAGGGACACCGUUGCCGCUUUCGGCACUGAUCUCUCGAGGCCAGAAUCCAUGGCGCCGCCCCUCUCCUCCUGGCCAUGGGCGAGCCUCGGCCAAUACAAGUACGUGUUGUUCGGCCCUCUGGUGUGGAAGGUGGUGCAGGAAUGGCGGGAGCAGGGGGGCCUGCCGCUGGGCUCGUGGUGGCUGCACCUGCUGGUGCUGUUCGCCGUGCGCGGCCUCACCUACCAGUUCUGGUUCACCUACGGCAACAUGCUUUUCUUCACCCGCCGCCGCCGCGUCGUCGCCGACGGCGUCGACUUCCGCCAGAUCGACGCCGAGUGGGACUGGGACAACUUUCUGCUGCUGCAAACGCUGAUCGGGGCCACGGUGGUCAACAGCCCACUGCUCCCGGGCCUGCGGCAGCUCUGCCUGUGGGACCCGCGCGGGUGGGCCGUGGCCCUGCUGCUGCAUGUGGGCUUCUCAGAGCCGGUCUUCUACCUGGCCCACCGGGCCCUCCACCGGGCCCCGCUCUUCGCCCGCUACCACGCCGCGCACCACGCCUCCGGCGUCACCCAGCCGCUGACAGCCGGGUUCGGCACGCCGCUGGAGAGCCUGCUCCUGACGCUGGCGAUGGGGGCCCCGCUUGCGGGCGCCUUCCUGGUGGGCCACGGCUCCCUAGCCCUGGUGUAUGGGCACGCCUUCGUGUUCGACUACCUGCGGGCCAUGGGCUACAGCAACGUGGAGAUCGUGUCGCCCAGGGUGUUCGAUGCGUUCCCGCCGCUCAGAUACAUCCUCUACACGCCCUCGUACCUGAGCCUGCACCACCGCGAGAGGCGCGGCAACUUCUGCCUGUUCAUGCCGGCGCUGGACGCGGCGUUCGGCACCCUGGACGGGCGGGCGUGGGCGCUGCAGCGCGCGGCGUACGACGGCGCGGCGGGCGGCGGCGCGCUGGGCACGCCGGAGUUCGUGUUCCUGGCGCACGUGGUGGACAUCAUGUCGUCGAUGCACGUGCCGUUCGCGCUCCGGUCGCUGAGCUCCGCCCCCUUCGCCAACCACUUCAUCCUGCUCCCCUUCUGGCCCGUCGCCUUCGGAUUCAUGCUUCUCAUGUGGUGCUGCUCCAAGACCUUCGUCGUCAGCUUCUACUACCUCCGCGGACACCUCCACCAGACAUGGUCCGUGCCGCGCUACGGCUUCCAGUACUUCCUGCCGGCGGCGAAGAAGGGCAUCAACCACCAGAUCGAGCUGGCGAUCCUGCGGGCCGACAGGAUGGGCGUCAAGGUCCUCAGCCUCGCCGCGCUCAACAAGAACGAGGCGCUGAACGGAGGCGGCACCCUGUUCGUGAACAAGCACCCGGACCUGCGGGUGCGGGUGGUGCACGGCAACACGCUGACGGCGGCCGUGAUCCUCAACGAGGUCCCAAGCAACGUCAGGGAGGUGUUCCUCACCGGCGCCACCUCCAAGCUCGGCAGGGCCAUCGCGCUCUACCUCUGCAGGAAGAAGAUCAGGGUCCUGAUGUUCACGAUGUCGUCGGAGAGGUUCCUCAAGAUCCAGCGGGAGGCGCCGCCGGAGUUCCAGCAGUACCUCGUGCAGGUCACCAAGUACCAGGCCGCGCAGAACUGCAAGACCUGGAUCGUGGGCAAGUGGCUGUCGCCGCGGGAGCAGCGGUGGGCGCCGGCGGGGACGCACUUCCACCAGUUCGUGGUGCCGCCCAUCAUCGGCUUCCGGCGGGACUGCACCUACGGCAAGCUCGCGGCGAUGCGGCUCCCCAAGGACGUGCGCGGGCUCAGCUCCUGCGAGUACACCAUGGAGCGCGGCGUCGUGCACGCGUGCCACGCCGGCGGCGUCGUGCACUUCCUCGAGGGAUGGGACCACCACGAGGUCGGCGCCAUCGACGUCGACCGCAUCGACGUCGUCUGGAAGGCGGCGCUCAAGCACGGCCUCGCGCCCGUGUGAUUGCCCCCCGCCCACCCGCGCGCCGGGGUCUUGUCGCCCAUACGUUAGUUCACCGUGGCUAUUCAUGUACUGUGGACGCCAGUAAAAAAAGAAAAAAAAUGAGAGCGCGCGAUUUGACGGUAGACCGGCCAAGAUUUAUAAAGACUCACCACUUCCUCACGGAGUAGUCAUGUCUCCUUUUUGUUGGAAUCUAAUAUUUUCCAUGUAAAUUUGAAUUUAGAUGAGUUGAAUCUCAACAAUUGGAAAAAUAAAAA
Panicum hallii is the source of this 2264-nucleotide messenger RNA. RefSeq names its product protein ECERIFERUM 3-like. Gene Ontology annotation, molecular function: iron ion binding; oxidoreductase activity. Gene Ontology annotation, biological process: lipid biosynthetic process. The transcript is spliced from 9 exons. The record is from RefSeq and is a predicted model, not a curated record. Lineage: Eukaryota; Viridiplantae; Streptophyta; Magnoliopsida; Poales; Poaceae. Bases 130 to 2010 code for a protein of 626 amino acids.